AAUAAAAAUAGUGAAACCAUAAAAGUACAAGUGUGAAAAAUGUGUGAAAGAGAUAAAAUUCAAGUGUGAAGAUAGUGACAGAAGUAGAUGUGGCGCGCGUGGGGCUGUAGAGGCCCAGGGGUCAAUGGUACCACUGGCGGUGUUCCUGGCACUUGGUGAGUAAUCGGCACUUUGGUUACAAAAGUGUUGAAAUAGUGAUAGAAGUAGAUGUGGCGCGCGUGGGGCUGUAGAGGCCCAGGGGUCAAUGGUACCACUGGCGGUGUUCCUGGCACUUGCUUCCAUAAUCGGCACAACCGCACCAGCUGAUCAUGGGCGCAAUUUGAGCUUUGACCACGAGCGAGGGACCAAUACUAGACUAGCACACUUACUGUAUAGUAAACACGGCAUGACACAUUAUAGAAAAAAGCGGGACACGUCAGACGACCCUCGAUGCGACCCUUUCAAGUAUGAGCCCGGCAAGCGGGCGCUCACCAACCCCAUGAACCCGGAGGACCAGGGCAAGCCGAGCGACAAGCUGACAUACUCGAACCAUACCACGUGCAUCACGACUAUAGACGGUGAGUUCAUUAACCUCACCAACCCCAUGAACCCUGAAGACCAGGGCAAGCCGAGCGACAAGCUGACAUACUCGAACCAUACCACGUGCAUCACGACUAUAGACGGUGAGUUCAUUAACCUCACCAACCCCAUGAACCCGGAGGACCAGGGCAAGCCGAGCGACAAGCUGACAUACUCGAACCAUACCACGUGCAUCACGACUAUAGACGGUGAGUACAUUAACCUCACCAACCCCAUGAACCCUGAAGACCAGGGCAAGCCGAGCGACAAGCUGACAUACUCGAACCAUACCACGUGCAUCACGACUAUAGACGGUGAGUUCAUUAACCUCACCAACCCCAUGAACCCGGAGGACCAGGGCAAGCCGCGCGACAAGCUGACAUACUCGAACCAUACCACGUGCAUCACGACUAUAGACGGUGAGUUCAUUAACCUCACCAACCCCAUGAACCCGGAGGACCAGGGCAAGCCGAGCGACAAGCUGACAUACUCGAACCAUACCAAGUGCAUCACGACUAUAGACGCCGGCGGUGGUGGACAAGUGAUAGUGCUGUCAUUCGUCGACAAAUUUCAUAUGGAAGAUCGUCCGCCAAAGUGCGAAUACGACUUUUUAGAGAUAAGAGACGGCAAAUUCGGCUACGCCCUGCCGGCGUACAAGUUCUGCGGGAACAGUUUCCCCCCCACCAUCACCUCCGCCGGCCCCUACUUGUGGCUGAAGUUCCAGUCAGACGACAGCAUAGAGUACUCCGGCUUCAAGAUUAAUAUCGAGUUCCAGCCGAAUAGCAUGAGUCGUGAUCGAGGCAGAGGCAGACCGAGAAAGAGAUGGCGGGACGACUUGGAUGCAUUCCAGCAGGAUUGGCGGGAUCUUGCUCAGCACAGGGAGGAUUGGAACACACAUAGGCAAAAAAAAUACACUGUGGGAACAGUUUCUGUCCCACCAUCACCUCCCCCCUACUUGUGGCUGACGUUCCAGGAGUACAGCAUCGAGUACUCGGGAGAAAUACCAGAAUCCUGUAUAAUAAAUAAGAAAGACGACAAGUUUGGUUGGAUCGCGUCUGAGGAUGAAGACGCGGACGCUUGUCGCAAGGAGAGCCCCACCACACUGGACAUUCAGUGGAGGAUAGAGACCCCCGCCAACACGAGGAUAUAUUUAAACUUCACUGAUUACAAGUUGUCUUUUCCCAACGAGUGUGAGGAUAACCUGGUGCAAGUUUUUGGCGCGGAACCUAAUUUUGACCACAAGCUAGCGUUCUACUGCGGUUCCGUGGCCAACCCGGUGACCACAAAGGUGGAGGACGAAGGCCUGGGCCCGAGCAACGUCAUGUACGUCAGGAUGUUUGCCACCAACAAGGCCAAGGCGUCGCGUUUCCAGGCCCAUUUCACCUCCUUCCGGACUCUGAAAGGGGAUGAGUCGUGUGACGCCACGGAGCUGGACUGCCAAGAUGGUACAUGCAUAGACUCAAGUCUGGAGUGCAAUGGCAUCGCCAAUUGCAGGCUCAAGUCGGACGAAGACCCUGAGAGCUGCAAGGAAGCGGCGCAGUCCCUGGUGAAGGAACCCCACAUCCUGGUGAUCCUGGUGAUCUUCUCCCUGAUCCUGUCCGGGAUGAGCCUGGUGUUCCUCUUCAAGUGCAUCCGGAAGCUGCACCAGGACCAUAAGUACAUCAAAGAGCACCUAGCAAAAUCCUGCGAAGACCGUCUAGACAAGCUAGCAGAGACCCAACUGACUUUAGACCCGAACCUCUUGGACCCGGAGCCCAGAGCUAGCCUAGAGCGAGAGAACCAUACCAACGAGAUGUACAAGCAGCAGAGAAACAAGCGGAAAUCAAGCAGCAUCGAAUCCGACUAUCUCCACCGCGACACCUCCCUGGACCACCACCACGACUGGUCUGAGAGCGUCCCUGUCCCAGCCGAGGACAUCAGGAUAGAGUACAAGGGGAGACCGAGACGGAGCGAUACCAGCAAGAAAGAAGAGUCACUCAGGAGCAAAGGUUCCAAGGAGGAAGAAAGAAAGGAAAUCAGAGACGCGUCGGUCGGAGCUCCUGACACCAAGGAGUCUGGAUGUCAAACUAGAGAAAGUUUGUUCCAAGUGGAUACCGCUCCUAGUUCCGAUGGAACAAACUCGUCUAACAGCCGCGGGUUCUCGACGUUCGGGUACUCGGGCGCCACCAUCGUCCGGCCUUCACCCGCGCCCGCUAACACUUCAGAGAUUACUAUAGAACUGCUAAGACAGGUCACCUCGCAGGAGUCUAUCAAACAAAAGAAAUUCGACCGUCGCCCCAUGAGCUCGGAAACCACCCGCUCCGCCCCCGACGUCAUCAUCGUCUCCAAGCCGAUUCGCUGAGGAUGACCCUCGGGGCCCCCGCCCUGGGCCCCCACCCCGCCCCCCUCCUGGGUGCUGCCCCCGCGGCACCGCCCCGAGGGCUCCCUCUACAACCACACGAAAAGCGUAUCAUUUGAAGAUUACGACGGCUAUUACAGCCAGUAUUUCGACGAAGGACCAAAGUUGAUUUAUGACUAUUGUUUAAAAAGUGACUUUUAUAAGAGAGCUAAGACACUGCCAAGGAAUCUUGGGUCUUCGGUGGAUAAAGUGUAUCCGCAGAGGUGUUUCUGUGAAACGGACUAUAGGAAGAGGAUGGUGGUUAAAGCUGACGUGGAGCCGAAUAGAUAGCAUUCGAUGAGGUUCUAGACUGAGAAUAAUAAAGCCUAGAUUCCUAAAGCAUACCUGUUAUAAGUGGA
This is a messenger RNA of Cydia amplana, 3294 nucleotides long. RefSeq lists its product as uncharacterized. The transcript is spliced from 17 exons. The record is from RefSeq and is a predicted model, not a curated record. Gene Ontology annotation, molecular function: protein binding. Lineage: Eukaryota; Metazoa; Arthropoda; Insecta; Lepidoptera; Tortricidae. Bases 245 to 2899 code for a protein of 884 amino acids.